Belonocnema kinseyi is the source of this 982-nucleotide messenger RNA. RefSeq lists its product as uncharacterized. Bases 47 to 499 code for a protein of 150 amino acids. The transcript is spliced from 2 exons. Lineage: Eukaryota; Metazoa; Arthropoda; Insecta; Hymenoptera; Cynipidae. The record is from RefSeq and is a predicted model, not a curated record.
UUGCUUAAAAUUUAAAGUUUUAUGUGGGACAAAUAAAUCAGAAAAAAUGGAUGACGAUAAAAAAGGAUUAAGAAGUAGAAGUAAAAAAUACAGAAAGAGACGAAAAACCCUCCAUGACGUUGCGUCUUGUUCGGCGAUUGAUGAUUUGUUCAACUCUUCAGCAGUAAUUUCAGAGAACAAUGAAGACUUCGAGGCGUUUAUAAAUACCGAUGUGGCAGAGAUUCAAAUGAAGCAAAAUGUUCGUUUUGAAGAGGACGUUCAGAUUGAAGAAAUUAAUUUAGAAUUUGAAGAAGACGAGAUAGUGAACGGUAUAAUGCCAGCUGUUCUCACAGAUGAUUUUUUUAAGGAUGAUCUUCAUGAAUCGGGAACGUACGAAGAGGAAAAAAUAGUAGAAGAGGAAGAAGUUGCGGAUAAGGAUGUAGCUGCACCCCAAAAUGAACCACCAGAAAUUUCAAAGUUGCGUGAGUGGGGUCAAAAAAAUACCGGAAUCAUCGCUUGAUGAAUUGUUAAAUAUUUUGCAAGAGAGAUUGCUACCUUCUUUACCAAAGUCUUCAAAAACAUUCCUCGGAACAACAGAUGCUAGGAAUGAUAUUAUUCCAAUGGAAGAUCAGAAUGAAAUAAUGGGAGAAUUUGUUUACUUUGGUAUCGAAGCUGGUCUAAGAAACUGUGUAAGUUCCGAUAUACACAGAGAAAAUUUAAUCAAAUUUCAAAUUAAUGUUAACGGCUUUCAACCGUUUACUUCUUCGUCAGUUGAUUUGUGGACAAUUCUAGGAAAAAUCCACUUCAUUCCCGAUGUCUAUAAGGUUUUUCCAAUAGCAAUCUUCUGCGGGACAACGAAACCUGGAAAUCCUGAUACUUUUCUAAAUAAUUUUAUAGAAGAGUUGAACCAGCUGCAAACAAAUGGCAUUACUAUUUCAGAAAAAUAUUUCCUUGUUCGGCUAAAGUGCGUGAUCUGUAAUACACCUGCCAGAGUGUUUUUGAA